AUCACGAUUGUGGAGAAAAAUGAUAGGGAAAGUGCUGGAGGCCGGUUAGGAGAGUAUACCUGGGAGGGGCAUAGGUGGGAGACCGGACCGAGCCUACUGCUGCUACCGGAUGUAUAUAUGGAGAUAUUUGAGCACUUGGGUGGAUCUUUUCCCAGUGCAUCAAGCAGCACGACAGAAAGAACCAGCAAAGAAGACAUAACGCGGACAAGCGCAGCCAAAUGCGGGGGCGGCCGAUGGGAAAGACAGGCAGAGCCGCCCAUAGCUUCCGGGGGCUCCGUGUCAG
This is a messenger RNA of Nannochloropsis gaditana CCMP526, 283 nucleotides long. RefSeq names its product phytoene dehydrogenase. The transcript has a single exon. The annotation marks the transcript as partial. The record is from RefSeq and is a predicted model, not a curated record.